GGGAGGUAUAAGAAGAACGAGGAAGACGGCUCUCUGCGGUUGAACUAGGAGGCUGUGUUGUGUGGAUUUCAAAGGAAACAAACAUGGAGAUGUGGAAGUUCUGUGGGGGCAUCGUCAGCUUAUGCUGUCUGCUGGCAUGCACUGCAGCCUCUGCUGAUGUGUUCGACGGCGUUUUGGGAAAUACAGCCUCCUGCCAUAAUAUGUGCGAGAUGACCUACAGUCUGCACACUUACCCCCGGGAGGAGGAAUUAUAUGCCUGCCAAAGGGGCUGUCGUCUCUUCUCCAUUUGCCAGUUCGUGAACGACGGCGACGAUCUCAAUCAGACCAAAUCCGAAUGCGACUCUGCCUGCCGUGAAGCCUACUCCCUGCAGUCAGAUGAGCAGUAUGCCUGCAACCUUGGCUGCCAGAGCCAGCUGCCUUUCGCAGAGCAGAGGCAGGAACAGUUGCUGGCCAUGAUGCCUCGGAUUCACCUGCUGUACCCACUAACACUUGUGCGAGGGUUCUGGAAUGACGUCAUGAGUUCUGCACACAAUUUCAUCACUUCCUCUUGGACAUUCUACCUCCAGGCCGAUGAUGGUAGAGUGGUCAUAUUCCAGACUGAGCCGCAGAUCCAGUUCAUUCCGCAGUUUGCAGUGCCAAAAGAUGAAAUUCAGGAGCAACCGGAGAGCUUGUAUCGUGGACUGAGCAACCCUGUUUACAAAGACUACCACCGAACCUACAUCCAGGAGCGUGAUGGGGACAUGCUCGCGGACAGCAGCAACUCUGAGGACAACUAUAAUCUGUUCGGUUGUCUCUCAAGGAACCCUUGGCUCCCAGGCUGGAUCCUGACCACCACUCUGGUCCUCUCUGUUCUGGUCCUUAUCUGGAUCUGCUGUGCCACCGUGGCUACUGCUGUAGACCAGUACGUCCCUGCGGAGAAAUUGAGCAUAUAUGGGGACAUGGAGUGUGUGAAGGACCAGAAACUGAUCCCGUACCCGCCCUCCUCCCUGGUUAUCAUCAACUCUGUGGCAGAAGAGGAAGCUGGCCCUCUACCCUCAAAGGUUAACCUGAAUCAGUCCAACAUUUAGGGGCUGCAGAAGAUCAAUGCAGAGCCUCCAGUUCUUUUCACAGUCUUACUCUUAGACAUUAAACUUAAUCUUUCAGAUGCAGGAAGAUUUAAAGAGGAUUGAUCUUUUAAAAUGGAAAGGUAAUUUUGUUUUUCCUCCAGACCUCAGAUUAGGGUAAGGGAUAUUCAUUAAUUGUGUCUGUAUAUUUGCACUUUUGUGGCAUAACAUUACCAAAACGACAGCACACUGUUUCUGCGGUGUAGGAUUGGCUUUGUGUGGUGUCUGUAAGGCCCUUACCUAGUAUAAUAUGAAGUGAUGAAAUGGUUAAGCUGUUGAACUAACUGCUUUGUGGGUGGAUUGGGCUUGAAUUCCAGGUUUUGUUUGCCACUGCAAAACCCCAAAAGUGGGUUAAUUUGGUGGGUUUUGACAGAUUCUUAAUGGUGUCAUGUGCUUUCCUGAGCUUGAGUUAUGUAUUUCAAAUGCACCAGUGUCUUUUACUCUAUGCUUUUUUUUGCAAAAAGGCUAAGGUUUAAUUAAAUUAGAAUUAGCUUGUGGUUUAAAGGAAUUUUCUGGAACUGGUAAAAAGUGAAUGAAUUUGGGUCAUCAGGAAAUUGUAUCUUGACCCUGUUGGAUAUUUUGAAGGUAGGCUAUGCAGUUAGGGUUUUAGAUAUCCAUAGGGAUUUGUAACUUCUUGUAUUUGUUUUCAUUAAAAGGAUUAAAAUAAAACUUUUUGAAGUUGAA
Molecule: messenger RNA, 1787 nt
Organism: Conger conger (European conger)
Lineage: Eukaryota; Metazoa; Chordata; Actinopteri; Anguilliformes; Congridae
Gene: tmem59
Product: transmembrane protein 59
Exons: 8
Coding region: 84-1067 (327 amino acids)
Biological process (GO): positive regulation of autophagy
Cellular component (GO): lysosome; late endosome
Source: RefSeq, a predicted model, not a curated record